GGGCCUUUUCUUAAUAGGGUUCAGGCAGUAUAAAUUCCUCUGGAUUUCCUGAAUUUUCCCUCUUCUCCCCGCCCCGCUGAUUCCAUUUUCUUUUCUCUCCUUCAGAAAGAGAAAAAAAGGAGGAGACAUAGGAAAUGGUUGGAGUGAAUAAUAGUUUUGGGAAGACGAUUUGCUCAAUCUGCUAUGAAGAUUUAAACCCUAUCAUCGAAGAUCUUCAAUCCAUUACUAUUUGUGGUCACGUUUUUCACGAACUAUGUCUUCAACAAUGGUUUGAAUAUUGCGCAAAGGGAAGAAAGAAGAAUUGCCCAGUUUGCAAACAGGCUUGUUCAGAAGAAAAUGCAAAUAGGCUUUAUUUCCAAUCUAUUAGUGAUCCAGAUGACAAAAGUCUUACCCAGAAACCUCGUGAUUAUGAAGAGGAUCAUCGGGAAUUGACAAAUGAGGUUAAAAGGUUGGAGAGGAAAGUUUUACGACUGACUUCCACUCUGGAAAAACAGCAGAAAGAUUUCAAAGAAGUCAAUGCAGAGCUGUUCACAUGCAAGGAGCAGUUGGAAAUGGAAGUGACACUAAAGAUUGAAGCUGUGAAACAGGAGGCAGCCGUUCAGCAGUUGCUACAUCUUAAAUCCAAGGAGCUAGAUCGAUCAACUUUGGAGUGCAUAAGGCUACAAGAUAGAAAUAUGGCUCUAGCUAAGGAGCUUGCAACCCUCAAGUUAGUCAGUGAUUUGAAGUUGGAUGAAGAAGAGGUCUUGAAACUUGCUUCAUUAGGAGAUGGUGUCAAUAGCAAAGAGACAAUUGAUGUCUUGAAAAAAUCAUUGGUCAUCCGUAAUAAGAAUUAUGAAGAACUGAUGGCGAAAUGCAACACUCUAGACAGGCAAGAGGCUCGUUUUCUCAACAAACUUCAUAAAGCUAAAGAGAAGAAAAAUAACUUGAAGGCCAGGGUCCAUGAACUUGAGAUGGCACUUGAAGGAAAAGAUAAUGAAAUUUUGAGAAUUUCAAGAGCCUCCAAGAAAAUCUAUCAAGGAAGUAAAGAACCCAAAAUUGACAGAUGUUCAUAUGAGAAUCAGCAUAAGGCACCUGCUGAGGCAGAAGUAGAUUUAUGCAUCCUCACUGGCUCAUCUGAUGAUUUAUCUAGACCAAGGAGAAAAAGGAAGUAUAAAUUUAAGGAUAAGAGUAUAGCAAGAAUGACAGAAGAUGUUAUAGCUAGAAGUCUUCUCAAAAAUAAUCAUGAGAAAGACUCUUCCAUAAGAAACAAAGAUGAAGCCACUUCAGAGAAUUCCACUCAUGUGCAUUCAUAUCAAAACUUGCACCAACCUUUUGACUAUAAGAAGGCUGUGCAUGAUAGUUUCUUGUCAAGGCCGGAAGCAGUUGGUAGAAAUCUAGUGCACGGAUCAGGAAAUAAGGAUGGAAUGUCAGGUUCAAAGAAUUGUAGUAAGAACAGUGCCGAAAACAUGCUCCCUGUGAUUAUUCUUGAUGAUGAUACUGAUCUUCCGCCUUUAGAGGACAUUACACAGCAGCAGCCCUCAUUUCACAUCCGGAAAGAAACUUCUUCACCAGUUGUACUUUCCCAACCAGGAGACAGCUGCUUUUCUGGUGGAUUGUUAGGUCCUGAUGGGACUUACUGGCACUUGGGAAAAUGGUGUAAGAAAAGGUAAGGGACUUGGGAUCUGGAUCGCUGGCUUGAAGAAUGCAAGGAUCAGGUGCGAGUACUGAGUAUUUGGUUGCUGUAAGAGCGGAUGGUAGAGGUGGUCGUAUCAAAGUUCCUCAAUCCAUAAAUCCGACAUCAUUGGAAAAUUCCUCCGUGAUCCAGAGUAACGGUGAGAUUGACGAGGAUGUCUCGCACCGUAUUGGGGCGGGAUGGAUGAAGUGGAAGCUCGCGUCGGGGGUGCUGUGUGAUAAGAAGGUGCCGCCCAAGCUUAAAGGCAAAUUCUACAGGGUGGUAGUCCGUCCGGCCUUAUUGUAUGGAGCGGAGUGUUGGCCAGUUAAGAACUCCCACAUCCAAAAAAUGAAGGUGGCAGAAAUGCGGAUGUUGCGCUGGAUGUGUGGGCUGACUAGAGGGGAUAGAGUUCGGAAUGAGACUAUCCGGGAGAAGGUUGGUGUGACUUCAGUGGAGUGCAAGAUGCGGGAAGCACGAUUGAGAUGGUUCGGACACGUGAAGAGGAGGGGCAUGGAUGCCCCGGUCCGUAGGUGUGAGAGGCUAGCGUUGGAUGGUUUUAGGCGGGGUAGGGGUAGGCCGAAGAAGUACUGGGGUGAGGUGAUUAGGCGGGACAUGGAACAGUUACAGCUCACCGAGGACAUGAUCCUAGAUAGGAAGGUCUGGAGGACGCGAAUUAUGGCAGAGGACUAGGGCCAGUUUGGGUCGCUAGUGUAGGGAAUUACUUGGUGGGGGUUUUAUUCCGUGUUCCGUGUUCCAUGUUGCAUUACGAAUCUGUGUGCUUUCCUCUGCUCUCCUCUGUUUUAUAUUACUUAUGGGUGCCGUAUUUAUGUUAUGUAAUCUGCUUCUGUGCUUUACUAUGUGUUUGUGUGGUAUCUUGUGCCUUGAGCCGGGGGUCUAUCGGAAACAACCUUUCUACUUCUUCAGAGGUAGAGGUAUGGACUGCGUACAUCUUACCCCCCCAGACCCCACUAGGUGGGAAUACACUGGGUUUGUUGUUGUUGUUGUUGUUGUUGAAUUCCUCCAGGAAAAUUACUGAAAUUUGUUGUUCUUUAUUUGUUCAUUUUAAAAUCUUCUAUGAAAGACACUUCUCUAUUCUCCUCAUGGCAAACCAUAAUAUCAGUUUUUACCUUCCUACUUCCUGUUAUAUCCCCUAGAGUCGAGGCAUCAGAACUUUUCACAUUUGAUGUCCAUGGAGUGAUGCUGUUACUAGGUUGUUCAAGGUUCUUUUCCCAUAACACCAAUUCUUCCAUGUAUUACAUGUCACAGAUGAGAAAAAAGAUCCAAAUGGUCCUUAAUGUAUAGGGGUAUAAUUGUUUUGGUCCCUCAUAUCUACUCUUAACCCAAAUGAUCCUUAGUUCCUUAUCUAAAAUAGAUAACACAAAUGAUCCUUAAUGUUCCUGAAAAGUGGACACUUUUAGUCCAAAACCCUAAACUAACAGACACAUAAAAUCUCACAUUAUAUUGUAAAAUAAGAGUAAUAUGGAAUAAGAUGUUGAUAAUAAAUGUCGAGAGGGAGAAAGAUUUCUUAUUUCUUAAAUGUAUCUUCCAUGGGGCUAAGAAUAUCCUAUAUAUAGGAUACAAACUUACAAAGUACAUCUCAAAGGUCACAAGAAUACAACCCAAAAAGUCACAAUAAUGAAGUGGCAGCUUACAUAGAUGCAUGUAUUCAAGUGGUUCAUUAGAUGGAAUGUAUGGACAUCCACAUAAAUAAAUAUGUUCAUAACUUUCACCCUGGAUGUUCAUCAAUUGAUUAUGUGCCUCGUUUAAACAUUGCUAGGAAAAGACGCAGUGGUGAAAAAUCUUACUGAAAGAAAAAGAGUACAUAUGUCUGGUACUACACAUCUCUAGCUGUCUCUUUAAAAAUCAUAAUGGGAAAUCCUAUGAGACAAAAUUGUGGCUAAACGAAAAAGAGUAUAUGACAUAUUUUACUCCCCCGAUAAAAAUAUCACUUGAUAACACAAAGAUCCCCUCCCCCCCUCACGCGCACACACACAGAGGACUUAUCCUUUUCUUUAGAACACAUAAACUUUGCAGGGUCCUCUGAACCCCUAUAUUUGUUUGUAGUGGGAGUAAUACCAUCUUUUCAAGGUACGUGGUGUAGCAAUUGAAUUUUUUUGAAACAUUUUUUUAUGAAAUGUACUUUCUAUUUUGCUUUACUUUUUUUCCUUUUUUCUUCUUUAAACUUGGGGGUAGGGGAAGGGGAAAUGUGGAGGGGGAUUACAAUGUGAGGAAUUGACUCACCAACGUUCAGAUAGCCAACCAAUUGAGCUACUAAGAUUCCUCUACUUGUUUUUCCUUAUCUUUUCCUUCUCUUCUUCUUUUUUAUGUUUUUCUUCUUUCCUUGGGACAUUUCUUCUUGAAAAACUGGUGAUUCUGACAACUACAGCAAACCUCAGUGAAGAAUAGAAAAUGUAUUACUAUUCUGCUUUUAUUUUCAUUUUCUUUUUAAUCUUUUACUUCGUUUUCUUUUCUUCCUUAUUUUCCUUAUUUUCUUUUUUUCCUUAACAAUAUUCUCACCUAGAAAAAUGGUGAUUCAGGCGAUGUCAUUUCAGCUACCCAAUUCCACCAUCUUUACCAUCCAAGCAAAGGACAUUGCUGUAACACCACCAGUUAAAACCAUCUCGGCGCUUCUAUACCCUGCAAGAACCACUAUUUUUAAUCUUCGUCAACCCAAAAGGCACUUCACUGCACCUACGUCACAUAAAACCCUUCAUUCAGUUUCUUAGGUUGAACUUGUUCUAUGAUUUCUCCCCUUCCUCUUGCCCCUUUCAAGUUCAAGAAGAAAGAUCCAUCUUAAGUCCUAACCAUUUAUUGCAAAAGUCCGUUACCCACCUCGAAUUUAAAAGUCUCAUCUCUAUCCCAUUUUGAAAGACCCAAUAACCAUAGAUCAUAUUUCCUGCCAAUUCUCUCGGUGCAACCAUUAGAUUCAAGAAGAUCCAACAACCACUAAUGGUAACCUUCAUCCUUCCAGCAACAAAGCUUCUCUUGAUUGGUGGUUGAGGGAAUGGGAUCAGAGAAACGGUGCCAUGGUGAGAUUUUUGGUGAUAGGGUGGUGGUUAUAGUGUUCGGUAAUAAAAAAGAAAUAAAGAAUAGAGAAAGAAUAAAGAAUGGAGAAAGAAAAAAGAUUCCAAAAACAAAUUUUAAAAAAAAGAUUAAAAAAAAAGAAUAGAGAAAGAAGAAGAGGAAGAAACAGGGGGAAAAUGAGAAAAAAUAAAGUGAUGUUUUUCACCAUUACACGCAAACUCUGUUGUCUUGUAAAACGGUAAUUCUACCACUUCAAACAAUAUAGGGUUCAUAAGGUCCCCACAGAGUUAAAGUAUACAAUUGAAAAUUCAGAUUUUUUGUAUUAGCCCAACAUAUAUUUCACCAUUCUUUAUAUGGACCACAAUAAGUUCUACGACAUUGGGUCUUCCCACAGUCCAAGGGAGCCUAUUCUAGCUGGAUCUUUUGGAAAGUUGAUAAAGUCAUCAAGAGGAUUUUGAGAAUGAUUCCAGCAGUAAUUUUUUGGUGUAUCUGGAAUAAAAGAAUCGCAAAUGUUUUGGUGGGGUGUUAACUUUGAAUCACUCUCUAGCUGCCUAGUUAACUUAUUUAACUCUUUAUUUAAUGAUAUCUAUUUACUUUGUCAAAAAAAGGGUCUGUCCCUAUACAUUGAGGACCUUUUUGAUCAUUGAAGUUCGCACAAAAUAGGACACAGCUAUUUGAUUUUUCCUGCCUACUUCCAUUGGGGCUACUAGGUGAUAAACCUCGGCUGAAGUGGAAAAGAAAAAAAUAUGAAAAAAAUGAUUUGGGCAAUGUUUUAAAAGUAAAAGUGAUCCCUUUACUCAAGAAUGCUUAUGUAUUUUACGCUGAGCUACGAAGGACAAUAAAUGCAAGAAACUUGUAUAGUAGUUUGUGCAACUCAAUUCCACGUGUAUGGUAUACCUACGUGAUUGCUAUUUCAUUAUGAAAAAUUGUUUUAGAAAGAGCUAGAGGUGGAAGUUUAUUUGCAUACUUUUGCAGCAUGACAAUAAUGAGAAUUUGCCAUCAUUCAAGAGAUACAUGUGCCACACCAAGUAAAGUAGUUCCCAGCCUCGCAGAUUCUUGCAAGUAGAUAACUUCUUCAGUAGUGUCGGUGAGUACCUGUAUUCAUGGUGCUUGUGGAUUUCCACCUGUAAACUAUCCAUCAAAGAUGUAGAGAAUCCAUUCCUUGUACAGUGUUUAGGGUUGUGUUUUAGCAGUCAAGUUAUACUGACAUUUGAUUGAUUAGUUAUGUUUGCUUGAUCAGUACAUAUUGAAAGUGCGUGCGUGUGGUUUUGACGGUAGUGAAAUAGUUUUCUAUGCAAGCAUGCACUUCAUUUUUCUA
This is a messenger RNA of Capsicum annuum, 5993 nucleotides long. RefSeq names its product E3 ubiquitin-protein ligase TRAIP. The record is from RefSeq and is a predicted model, not a curated record. The transcript is spliced from 9 exons. NCBI's taxonomy places the organism in Eukaryota, Viridiplantae, Streptophyta, Magnoliopsida, Solanales, Solanaceae. The coding region runs from base 135 to 1649 and encodes 504 amino acids.